AUGUCGUUUUUCAUAAGGAAAAAUGUUUCGAAACGAAAACAACCACCGGUACGCGUCAUCAACAAUCACAUCAAGAAGAAAAAGACACAAAACCUAGCCGACGACGAGAUCUCUUCCGACUCCAGUGAGUCCGACCACGAUGACCGACAACCGUAUUCGUCCGAAUCGGAGAGCGAAAAGUUUAUCACGGCGGGUGAGAAAAAAGUUCAACUCGCCAAGAAGUAUUUGAGUGAGAUUGAGGAAGAGGAGCGCCGACGUUUAGAGGAUGAGGACGACGAUGAACAAGUAAACAAAAAUGUUCUGAAACGUUUAAAAGACGAUGCCCUAGAUCAAAAGGGGCAAUUGAAAACAAAAUUGGCCGACGGGUUAUCGUUUCCAACCGACAUUGUUGAGAUGCGAAACAGAAACCACGCCAAGGCCAUUACUUGCACGGUUAUAUCACCCGAUGACAAGUAUGCGUAUUCCUGUUCAAAAGAUUCUUCCAUAGUACAGUGGGACUUAGAAACCUGUAAAGUACACAAGUCUUUGAGCUACAAUCGAAAAAGACCACAACACAAUCCGACUCACCACAACUAUCCAGUCUUAUCUCUUGCCGUUUCAGACAACUAUUUAGUAUCUGGAGACAAUUCUGGUCUUAUUGUGGUCCGAAAUCCAAUCACGUUGGAUUAUAUAGGGUCGUUGACAGGCCACAAAGAUGGUGUUACCGGCUUGACAAUUUGCAACGAAUCAAAUCAACUGUUCAGUUGCUCAAAAGAUAAAAGUGUCAAGGUUUGGAAUCUUGUUGACAUGUGCUACGUUGAAACACUUUUUGGCCAUCAGACUGAAGUCACUUGCAUGGACAUGUUACAAAAGGAUCGUGUAGUAACAGCCGGAGGUUUGGAGAAUAUAGUUAGAGUGUGGAAGAUACAGGAUGACACACAGUUGAUAUUCAAUGGAACAGGUGGUUCAAUAGAUACUAUUCAAAAAAUUGACAGUGCCCAUUUUGUCACAGGCAGCGAUAAUGGUGUUGUCAGUGUUUGGGGAACACUGAAGAAAAAACCAUUGUGUAAUGUCGAAAAUUCACACGGAAUUAACAAUACUAAUGACCAACCCAAUUGGGUAUCUGCAGUUGGAGCUUUAGCAAAUUCAGACCUGAUAGUGUCAGGAAGCAACGACGGAACUAUUAAGUUUUGGAGGUGCACAAACAAUUAUAAGUCAUUACUACCAUUAUUCAAUGUUCCUGUUAAAGGUUUUAUAAAUGGACUUGUAUUCACAAAUGAUGGUAGUAGAUUGAUUGUAGCCAUUGGCAAUGAACAUAGAUUUGGCAGAUGGCACGAUGUAACUGGUGUGAAAAACAGCUUGCAUGUAAUUAAACUGAACUUUAUUAAAAAAUAA
Molecule: messenger RNA, 1374 nt
Organism: Macrosiphum euphorbiae (potato aphid)
Lineage: Eukaryota; Metazoa; Arthropoda; Insecta; Hemiptera; Aphididae
Source: the annotation of a GenBank genome assembly